AUGGUGAAGAAUUUGGAGAAUAGAGAUAGUUGGAAUGUAAGCCAGAGAGGCCACCUGGGUUCCAGCCAAGAACAAGAGGCUGGUUGCAGCUGCCUGACAGCUGCCCUCACAGCUUCCUACUUCUCAGCCCCACAGGGUCCAUGGAUGGGGGUGGCCAUGAGGUCUUGCCCCAAAGAGCAUUACUGGGAUCCCCUGCUGUUCAACUGUGUCUCCUGCAAACCCAUCUGUAGCCGUCGGAGCCAACGCAUCUGUGCAGCAUUCUGCAAGUCAUUCAGUUGCCGCAAGGAGCCUGGCAAGUAUUAUGACUAUCUCCUAAAUGAUUGCAUAAGCUGUACCUCCAUCUGUGGACAACACACCAAGCAAUGUGCAUACUUCUGUGAAAACAAGUUCAAAGGACAGAGCCAAGUGAAUCUCCUUCCGGAGCUCUGGAAGCAGACGGGGGAGACAGAAGCCAAGCCAAACAAUUCAGGAAGGUACCAGGAACCAGAGCUCAGAGGCUCGGAGGCAAGUUCAAUGUCCCAAGGGCUAAAGCUGAGUGGAGGCCAGCUAGCACUGGUCUAUACCACGCUGGGACUCUGCUUGUGUGCUGUCGUCUGCUGCUUCCUCGUGGCUGUGUCCUGCUUCUUCAAGAGGAAGGGGGACCAGUGUUCCUGCCAGCUGCCCCCCAAGCCAUGCCACACUCAGGCUGAAUCCUCUCAGGAUCACUUGAUGGAAGCUGGAAGCAUUGAGGGUGGGACUCCGGAGCCAGUGGAAACAUGCAGCUUUUGUUUCCCGGAACAGAGGGCACCCACUGAGGAGAGUGCAGGGGGCCACAGGACACUGGGCCUGGCCCCUGCACAGAGGUGGUGGCCCUUGCCUGGGACAGCAUCUAUGCAGCCUUCCUCCAGCAAUGAGGACAGCGGCCUCAAGAUCAUAUGUGCCCCCUCCCAGGAAAGGGGUCCCACGACAUAG
This is a messenger RNA of Orycteropus afer afer, 951 nucleotides long. It is a transcript of the gene TNFRSF13B, whose product is annotated as TNF receptor superfamily member 13B. The transcript has 5 exons. Lineage: Eukaryota; Metazoa; Chordata; Mammalia; Tubulidentata; Orycteropodidae. Gene Ontology annotation, cellular component: plasma membrane. The coding region runs from base 1 to 951 and encodes 316 amino acids. The record is from RefSeq and is a predicted model, not a curated record.